AGACCAUCUUAUAUCUUGGGCGCAUCUGAUCGAGAGAUAUUACAGCAUCGGAGAAACAAUGGGAAAUUAUCGCUCUUGACCUUGUCACGAGGACAAGGAGAGACAGUGACGGUGGAGGCGACAACUAUUUGUCCGCUUCCCGGACACAGAUUAUUCGGCGGGAUCACGUAGACGUCUAACUCGGGAAACUAUUUGAACUCAUUCAAGUCGCACACACUCAAAAACAUAGGGUCAUACUCGACAAACAAGCGGGGGACAAAACUUUUAUCUGUUUCUCAAACCGUUUUUUUUUUUCUUUUUGUGGGAUUCUAGAUGCUUUUUUGGUGCUUGCGCUAUCCUGAACUCGAAGGGCGUGAAGAAUGCCCGCGAAGACGGUGAAUCGUCUCUUCUUUGCGGCUGGUGUUAUAUUCCAAUGCUUCACUUUUGGGACAACAGAAACGUGCGACUUUGAGAAUGGCCUAUGCGAGGGUUACAAGACCAACUGCUCUCAGCAAGCCUGCUUCAAAGUGGCACGAGUGAGUGACUUGGAUGUCGGACCCAGCGUGGACCAAGGGCCGGGCACAGAAAGCGGUUCGGUCGCGUACGCUUCGGGCGAGGGGAUCGCUCGACUACGGCGUUCCUUCGAGGCGCCUUUCUGCUUCUCCGGCUGGUACCACCUGACUGGCGUGAAGCGGCCCCGCGUGCUCUUCCGCUGUACGGGACCCUUCUCCAUGACCUUCCAUCUCUCGUCUGAAGCCUUCGUCGGCUUCUGGCACAGGGUUGUGUACCCGGAGACGCGGACCGGACUGGUGAACGUUUCCAUAUCGACCUCCGUUAAAGCCGGCAAGGGAAGCAAUUUUCUCGCUCUGGAUGACAUCACGUUCCAACCGGGCCCCUGUCCUUCAGCUCCGAAGGACGGUUCUUGUGACUUCGACUGGGAUGACGCUUGUGGCUACAGCGUGGGGAACGGCUCAAACCUCUGGCGGUUGAACCAUUGGAAGAGGAGCGAGAGUGUCACGGCUUGGUUGACAAACAAGGACGUGACAGUUGGAUUUGGAGGUGGCUUCGCUACUUUCAUCGCUCCAGUGGGCACCGAGUCGAACGGUUUGCUCAGUUCCCCGCAACUGAAAGGGCACACGGGUCGUCAGUGCUUACGGUUCUACUACUACGUCUCGGAAAGUGCAAAAGGAGGCGACGAGGCUGUUCCGCACGGACUCCAAGUUUUGGUUACUGAAAAUGGCGGAUCGCAGAGGAUUAUUUGGGGACUUUCCGACGAUGCUCUGUUCCAUGAUCAAUGGAGUCCGGCUCAAGCUUCUUUCGAUGGCUCAAGCACUUUUCGGUUGGAUUUUGAAUGUUACGUUGGAGCCGGAUCUCAUGGUGGAUUCUACUGUGGCCUGGAUUAUGUACGCCUCACUGAAUGUGCACGUUCUCUGGAUAUUAGUAACCAAGACUGCGACUUUGAGGGAGGGUUUUGUUCCUGGAUGAACCUCGGCGGUAGCUACGACGGCUAUGGUCUAUGGACGCGCGGGGGUGGUGCCACCAAGACAACGCUCCCAAAACCCAGCAAGGAUCACACCCUCGGAACGAGUACCGGUUCCUACCUUUUUUACAGUUCUUUCGGGGAGAUAAAAGGCGCCACGGCACAGCUCGUGAGUGAAGCGAUUCUUUCAAAAGGACGGGCGACCAACUGCUUGGAGUUCCGCUACAUUGUCGCGGGAGACAGAGAUACAAAGCUCAGAGUAAAAGUCACGUCCGUGGCGAACGAUGUAAAAGACGCCAAGCAUCAUCAGCUGCUAUGGGAAGCUGAAGCCGGGGAAUUCGAUACAUGGCUGUUGGGACGAGUCGCACUCUCGGACAAGUCUAGGGUCAUAUUCGAGGCUGUGACCGGAUCGGGGAAUCCACCCGGUUAUAUUGCACUGGACGACUUGAGGGUCUUCACCAACGAUUCGUGCGAGACGUUUCCCAAAACUGACCCAGAAACUACAGCAGUGGACCACCUCUUGGAUUGUGACUUUCAAGACCAGAGUCUGUGCAAGUGGUCGUUCGAACCCAGGGACAGCAGCGUCGUGUGGCGUUUCGGGAGCAGGUCGUUGCCACAAACGAACAUCGGACCGACACCACUUCCCGCUGAAACUCCUGGCACAUUCAUCUUCACCAAUCGUGGGAUGAUCUUCAAGAACCGCGGUUCUCUGUACCUGACAUCCCCGAUGGUUCCUCGUCAAACCCACCCCGUUUGCGCCACCCUACGAUACCACUUUUUCGGAGCCCUGGGAGCUUACAUCCGAGUGUCCUUGCUGACGGACAGGGGCGACGGGAUUCCAGGGAGUGCAAAGACUACUUCGUUCAUCUACCACAUGGACCGUGUUUCGGUAGAUCGCUGGUUCACCGUUCGACGUACUUUGGACAUGAAGAGCAAGUUCAACCAGAUUAAAGUACAAAUAGGAAGUAACGAAGAAAGACCUUCUGAGAUGGCGUUCGGCCCAAUGGAGUUUACGAGCGGAGCUUGUCAAGUCGUCACCGACACCUUGGGUUGGUGCGACUUCGAGUACGACACCUGCGGAUGGACCUUGAGUGAUCCCAGCAGCGGCUGGAGACGCCAGUCGAACGGCGAGAAAUUUGUACACUCCCACACCCGCUCAGGACCACCCGAUUCAAACUAUUUCCUGGAGCUGCAAAGAGGCCGCGCAACCAACGACUCUACGGUGACGAGCCCAUGGUUUCGAGGGCGUUCUGAGCCCUAUUGCCUGAGGUUCUGGUACCGAAGGGACAACCUGAGCCUCGGAAAAAUCGUCGUAGAACUGGAUUCGGCGGGAGGCGGCCAGCCUGUCGUCAUGUGGGAACAACCGCCGUACCCCAAGAAUGAUUGGAUGCUGGCUCUUGUACCCAUCGCUCACCUGGAGGAAUUUAAGGUGGUGUUUCGGGUAAACGGGGGUGCAGGCAAAGGGUACCCUCUGUCCAGUUUCGGAAUCGAUGACGUGCAACUCGACCCCGAGCCCUGCAGACCGCUCUUUGAGUGUGACUUUGAAGAAGACUUUUGCGGUUACGUGAACGACUUCACGCGUAGAGGCGUGCAGUGGCUGGUGGGCACAGGGCGGGUCGCAGUGCCGAAGCUGUCCCCGAAAAUUCCGCCGCCCCAUAACCCAUCGGCAGAAGCCUCUGGAGACGAGUCCAAGUCUUGGACGAGGUUCGCCUACGUUGACUUAACCGUUCCCACCGGUCGGCCGAGUGGCUGGACGCCACCUGCCGGGGCUGAAAAGGCAGACUUGGUGAGCCCCGUGUUCCAAGUAGACGACAAGCGAGACACCCUUCGACUGACGUACUUCCGAAGCGGACCAGACAUUGUCUCCAUGGAGCUGAGGCAGGUCGGCUACAAGGAUGAGAGUGGAGUUCCUUCCACGCUCCAGACAGUUCAACUUCCGGCGGCCGAGGCCUGGCAGACAACACAGUUGAAGCUCAAGCCUUCCCAGCAGUCCCAGAUUAUAAUUGCACUUACCAGAGGAAAAGGAGCCAAUGGAAUAGCCGCCGUCGGCGUUAUUUCAGCCGGGGAACCUGCAGAUGUCAUAGCUGAACAAGCAUCUCUUUCGUGCGACUUUGAGAACGGCACCUUCUGCGGAUGGGAUGCCAGCCUCGGCGACAUUCACUUUAAGCUGAACGAACCCGCCAAAAAAAAUCCACCCUUUCCCAAAUCUGACCACACCCUCCGGGCGUACAGAGGACGCUUCAUUUACGCCGAACACUUGGGCGCCAAGUACGCAACAGCUCGUCUCAAAAGCCCCGAGAUUCCAACCGACGUACGCAACGAAUUUUGCGUGUCCCUAUGGCACGCGGUUCUACCCAAGACGAAAGGAUUUAUUUCGCUGAACGACACAGUCUGGUCGAACCCCUUGCUGCGUGACCACUCAAGCAUUAUCCACCAUUGGGCACAUGACCUGGUUCAGAUGAAGUUGCCAGAAAAUGUUGACAGGUUUACCAUAGAUGCCCACAUGAUAUCUGGCUUGAUUGCACUGGAUGACUUGGUGCUGACUCCAGGUCAAUGUCCUAUGCCAAACAAGUGCACUUUUGAGAUCUUCAGUCCGUGCCGCUUCAACACGGAAUUCGUAAGUCCAAGAUUGUGGUACAUCGGUCGGAGCAGAGUGCUGAAUAUCCCUGACCACACCAUGCAAGACUCUACUGGCCAUUUUUUGUACGUGAACACAACCGUCGUUGAUCCCGCCCACCCUGAGGCCAGAGUCUUCCUCGAGCACCGUGGUCCCAGCCCCGCCACGUGCGUGACCUUCUGGUGGAAAGGCAUCGGAAAACCCAGCGAUCUCAAUGUAUACGUCCACAGAAAAGAAACUGCGCUGAGGGACCCAGUCCUUUCUGUGUUCACGCGACCAACACCCCACUGGUGGAACCCACGUUCUGUCACAGUUUCCUCAAAGACCAAGUGGCAGCUGGUGUUCGAAGCUGUCUCGUUCCCGUAUUUCACCGGACAGUCUGGUGUAAUGGUGGACGACGUCGAGUUCACCGAUGGAGAGUGUCCGCCUGAGAACUACUGCACUUUCGAAGAGGACGUCUGCAUUCCAUGGGCUGACGUGAAAUUGAAUUCAAGCACAGCCAAACUUGAAUGGGAAGUGGAGCGUGCUGGAAGCUUCGAACGACUGUCCAAUGAUCACACGUUGGGAACAGAGGACGGCCAUUACUUGUUGUUCAGAGGCACAGGAAACGUCAUGGACUCGGCUGUUCUCGAGCUACGGGAGCGUCGCUUUCAGUGUGCCAGUUUCUGGUACUUCAUUUCCGCGAGCUCCAGCGGAUGCCGCAUUGAAGUCGGCGACAAUGUCUUGCGUAACGCUACGCAGGGUUGGAAGCACUACACCUCUGACUUGAGCUUGAGCUGGGUACUACAGUAUGGGGUGACAAUCCGAGCCUACUCCGGAACCGACGACACUGCCUUCGUCGCCAUCGACGACAUUCGGGUGGACGAACGCCAGUGCACCGAACAUGACACGGUGAUCACGGAUGACUUCGUAUGUAGCAUUACCACUGAAGAGACGGUUCCGAUGGACAAGGUGUGCAACUUUGUCAAGGACUGCUCAAACGGUGUCGAUGAGGCAGAUUGCGGAAGCUGCGACUUCCGAAGUACUCCCUGCGGCUGGGACCUCGGACGUCUCGGAGACAAAGGUCUGCUAUCCUGGCAGAGAAGGCAAGUUGGAGAAAUUCCCGGAAGUCCCAAGCUUAACCACGACGACACCACAAACGGUUUCUAUAUGAUCUUUGCGGGUGAAAAAGAGUCCAAGCACGUUGUGGGAAAAGCGAUUGCAUCGGCGCCCAUCAUCCGAAACACGGACCAUCUUUGCUUGUUCACCUUCUGGUACAACUACGCCAACACUUCCACCCACGUGGACCUUGAACUUGAAACCAAGGGGUACAAGAUGAAUGUCUGGACUUUGCGUGCCGUUGCACCACCGCCUUCAGAAAGAAUCUGGCACCUCGGUUCAGUUGUUCUCGGACGCUACCCGGGAGAAGUGAGGCUCCAUUUUAGUGGGCUUCAGCACCCUGCGAAUGUCGGGUACUUCGCCAUAGACGAAAUCAAGUAUGCAGCCUGCGGCCUGCCUCCACCUGAUCCUUCGUCAUGCGAAGAGGACUUCAAGUGCGCAAAUGGAGCUUGUAUCUUCCAUUUUGAAGUGUGCAAUUAUGUCGACAGCUGUGGAGAUGGCAGCGACGAACAUAAUUGCGGAGACUACAAUCUGGGAUGCAACUUUGACUCUUCGUUUUGUGACUGGAAGCUGAUUGUGCCUAAAGAAAGUGCAUUCGAUACACCUGUGUGGACAAGGAUUCGUCCGGGCCGGACCUUGGCCUACUCCCCCACCAGGGACCACACCACUGGACUCCAAGAAGGCCGGUUCUUGAUUUUCCGUUCUAGUGAAACUGCAGUGCAAUCUGAAAUCGCCGGGCCUAUUCUACAAGCCAACGAUACCUGCGCGAUCACGUUCUUCUACACAAUCUACAACGGUGCUUCAUCGAGGUUAAUCCUCGGCGUGAGACACACGAUCGGCGGGCCGCUUACGGAGAUCUGGAGCACAGGGAAACUUGACACCUCCUUCGACUUCCUCGGACAUUUUGAGUACCUCCGUGAGGAACGUCCGUUCCAGGUGUUCUUCAGAGGUGAACACCGUGCCACCGACAAAGCCUCUUACAUCGCGAUCGACGACGUUUCCUUUACAAGUGGAUGCCGCCCAUACCACGGUACCUUGCCCAUUGCGCCCCCAACGCCCGCUCCCACGGACCCGCCCACCUGUCCUCAGGGACAGUUCGUAUGCGUCACGUCUCGCCAAUGCAUUCCACAGAGCCAGGUGUGUGACUUCAAGCAGCACUGCUCUGACGGAUCGGACGAAAGGGACUGCGGAGCUUGUGACUUCUCUACCGAUUUGUGUGGCUUGAGAACCGAUAACCCUGAUGCCAAGUACACGUGGAACCGAAUAUCGGCUAAGGAUGUCAGCAAGAAGCCAGCGGGUAACUAUGGGCUGCCGAAGACAGACUCUACGAACGAUCCCGACGGAUUCUACUGUGCCUUCAGGCACACAAAUACAGAUGCUCCAGAAGGAGGGCCGAAUGCCUUGCUAACUCCACCAUUGGGACUGGUGGCCCACCCUUGCACCGUCAGCUUUUAUGCAUUUCUUAAGCACGCCAAUGUAUCCCUGUGGUUUGGAGUGCAGAAAACGACCACGUCUGGAUUGGUUUACCGCAAGCGGUUCGCCCUCCUAAGGGGCAGUGAGAGCAAUGGAACCUGGAUUAAGAUGUCAGUCAAGGUUGGCAACUGGUAUCCUGGUGUCAGGUUCUACUUCUUGAGUGAUCAGAAACAUGCCAGUAUCGAUGGGAUCGAAUACCGUGACUGCCACCCAGACACGCGGAGCGACACCUACGAAGAGGAGUUGCACGUAAGCUGUUCGUUUGAGCGGGACGACGAGUGCGGGUGGUUCCCUGAGAACGAGGCGACAGAACUCGACUGGGUCAAGUACGCCGGCGGGAUCCUUAGUCGCCGCUGGCUGCCCCCUUAUCUUGACGUCGGGCAUUCAGGCCCGUACAUGUACACCACGAACCACGCGACCGAGGAGGGCAGAGGCCACCUGGUGUCCAAGCGCCUAGGUGCUUCGGGUCCCGCCGGCCGCUGCUUCUCUUUCUGGUACAGCAUGAGGCACCCCAACAGCGGAAGGCUCAGCCUCCUCUCCCGCUCGGAGGACAAUUCCACCGAACUUCUCUGGACCAGAUCUGGACCUCAGGGAAGGGCCUGGCUUAUGGGAUACGCAGAUGCCUACUCCGACUCCUACAGCCAUUUUGUGCUGGAGGCUGUUCUACCUGGAUCCACACCUGCGGUUAUUGCAGUGGAUCACAUCGACGUUAGGGGUGGAGAGUGCAAGAACAAAGUGGUGUGCGACUUUGAAUACAACUUGUGCGGCUGGACCCUACACGACUGGGAAAUCAACAGGGGAAACACGAUCCCGAAACCAAGUACUGAUCACACAACAGAAACAGGUUCAGGUAAAUAUGCUCGCCUGGCAAAGUCUUACGGUCGCCUGGUGAGCCCCGAAGUGCGCGUCCCGCCGUCUGCUGGACGCUGCGUCAAGUUCUGGUACUACCUGUCCGGCGGAGACGGGGAACAGCUGAACGUCAGCCGCGUGACAGACUUUCAGCGCGAGGAACCCAUCUGGAGCGUCCUGGCCUCUCAAGUGCCUUCCAUGACGUGGCUCUCCGGAUCCGUCGACCUGCUGGGACACCAGGGACCUCUCGCGGUUGCAUUCACGGGAACCACAUCCGGCGAUCACGAUACGGCAGUUGCCGUGGACGACAUUCAAAUCCACCAGGAAUCCUGCCCUCCUGCCGGAAGCUGCCAGUUCGAGGAAGACUUCUGCAACUGGGGGAACUCUGCGAGCCACAGCGGUGCAAUGCAGUGGUACCGCAACAGUGGCGCCACCAUGACCCCUGGGGGUCCCUCUGUCGACCACACUCUCAACACUCUGGAAGGAAUCUAUUUGCUCCUUGACUCUCAAGAUCUAUCCGUGCUUCAAAAUGGCUACCUAGAUAGUGAACUGCUCAGCUAUGGACCUGAUGCUUGUUUCCGUAUGUUCUACCAAAUGGCCCAAGGAAGUGAUGCAAAGAUCGAUAUCUGGGUUAAGGACCUGUCGAAAGUUCUUGUCCACAAGCAAACAAUCUCGGCUCCCGAAAAGAGUGGAUGGACAUUGUUCCAGCAAGAUAUGAAGAACCUGCCAGCUAUCUAUAGGAUUCGCAUUUCUGGUCAUCCUGGUAAACUGGGAAAAAGCGACGUUGCCAUCGACGACAUCGAAGUCUUCGCCGGGAAAUGCUCGGAGGGUCCGCUUCCAACCUCGGACGUUACGGCAUCGACACCUCAUUCAACGGAGUCAACUCCUAGGACUUUGGCUCCACCAGAAACACCACCCCGUAGCGAGGCUACAACGGCCGAAGUACCCACCAUGGGGUCGAGCACUGCGUCUGGAGAAACUGUGACGCCGCCUACUGCCGGGUGUGGUCAUGGAGAGUUCGACUGUCGGGACGACGAACACUGCGUCCCGUUGGGCCUGCUCUGCGACGGAGUGCGGGACUGCCCCAACGGACUGGACGAAAAGUGCGGUGGCCGCAACCAGUGCGAGAAAACACUGGCCUUCUGCCCAAGCGGGUCGCCGGACUGGUGCAUAAACCGAAACUUCUUAUGCGACGGCCACAAUGACUGCAGCGACGGAUCCGACGAGACCGUUUGUGGGAGUUGUCCGGCCUCCUUCUGCCUGAACGGCGGCCACUGCGAUGUCCUGGCAGCAGGCGAACGUCCGACGUGCACCUGUCCGGACACUGCGUCCGGAGAACGGUGCGAGCUUGUCGCUGGCAGCUCGGCCGAGCUACAAAUCCAUUCAUCCGCGGCGACUGCCUGGACCAUUGCGGUGCCAGUGGUUCUGAUUUUGGUCGGUGUUGCCAUCAUUGGGUUCCUCUACCAUAGAAGGAGGAGAACCCUGCUGAGUGCUCCUGUGUUUUUGAAUAACCCAUCGUAUGACGCCGCCUCCGAUGAAGCAAGAAUCUGACAUCUGCACAACGCCAGAAGAAAACAUCUGAAGACAUAACCAGUUUCAAUCAACAAGAUUGUGUCAUCACCAGUCAUCAUUGAGAUAGCGACAUAAGUCAGAUAUUUCUUUUUUCUUUCUUAACACCUUCUACUCCAAGGGUUAAUAAGAUACGCGAAGUCAAUAGAGCGUCAAUAUCAUUGCGAAGUAUAGUAUAUGCUUCUUAACCCUUUCGCGGCAUCGACGCCCGUUCCCGCGAGCUGUACCGCGUACUUGGAACAUUAUGUAGCGCGCUUACCCAACUGUGUGCUGCAGCAGAGAAAUGGAUGCAACAGUUAUUUUGGAAACUUUCAAAAUAUCAGUGCAACGAUUUUCAGACUUUGGUCAAUUAAUUGCGGAAAUCGGUCU
Molecule: messenger RNA, 9434 nt
Organism: Ixodes scapularis (black-legged tick)
Lineage: Eukaryota; Metazoa; Arthropoda; Arachnida; Ixodida; Ixodidae
Product: MAM and LDL-receptor class A domain-containing protein 1
Exons: 62
Coding region: 360-9047 (2895 amino acids)
Cellular component (GO): membrane
Molecular function (GO): protein binding
Source: RefSeq, a predicted model, not a curated record